Molecule: messenger RNA, 1500 nt
Organism: Indicator indicator
Lineage: Eukaryota; Metazoa; Chordata; Aves; Piciformes; Indicatoridae
Gene: STAM
Product: signal transducing adaptor molecule
Exons: 12
Coding region: 16-1500 (494 amino acids)
Biological process (GO): protein transport to vacuole involved in ubiquitin-dependent protein catabolic process via the multivesicular body sorting pathway
Cellular component (GO): ESCRT-0 complex
Molecular function (GO): phosphatidylinositol binding; ubiquitin binding
Source: RefSeq, a predicted model, not a curated record
UGUCUCCGUUCUAUUAUGAAGAGAGUGAACCACAAAGAUCCUCAUGUUGCUAUGCAGGCAUUAACACUUCUAGGAGCCUGUGUAUCCAACUGUGGGAAAAUCUUCCAUUUAGAAGUCUGUUCAAGAGAUUUUGCCAGUGAAGUAAGCAAUGUGUUGAAUAAGGGUCAUCCAAAGGUUUGUGAAAAGCUGAAGGCCCUCAUGGUGGAAUGGACUGAUGAAUUCAAGAAUGACCCACAGCUCAGUUUAAUAUCUGCUAUGAUUAAAAACCUGAAGGAGCAAGGAGUUACUUUCCCAGCUAUUGGUUCCCAGGCUGCAGAACAGGCAAAAGCAAGUCCAGCUCUGGUUGCCAAAGAUCCUGGUACAGUGGCCAACAAAAAGGAAGAGGAGGAUUUAGCUAAAGCUAUUGAGCUGUCACUGAAAGAGCAAAGGCAGCAGCAAACAGCUCUUUCUAGUCUGUACCCAAGCACCUCCAGCCUGCUCACAAGUCACAAGCAUGAGGGCCGAAAGGUUCGUGCCAUCUAUGACUUUGAGGCUGCCGAAGACAACGAGCUGACCUUUAAAGCUGGAGAGCUCAUAACUAUCCUUGAUGACAGUGAUCCAAAUUGGUGGAAAGGUGAAACUCAUCAGGGUGUAGGAUUGUUUCCAUCAAAUUUUGUAACAGCUGAUCUUUCUGCUGAGCCAGAAAUGAUGAAAGCUGAGAAGAAAACGGUGCAGUUCAGUGAUGAAGUUCAAGUGGAGACAAUAGAACCUGAACCUGAGCCAGUUUAUAUUGAUGAAGAUAAAAUGGACCAACUCUUGCAGAUGUUACAAAGUGCAGAUCCAUCUGAUGACCAGCCAGAUAUCCCAGAACUUCUUCACCUUGAGGCAAUGUGCCACCAGAUGGGACCUCUCAUAGAUGAAAAGUUGGAAGAUAUAGACAGGAAACAUUCAGAACUUUCAGAGCUCAAUGUUAAAGCAAUGGAGGCUCUUUCUUUGUAUAACAAAUUGAUGAAUGAAGACCCAAUGUGCUCCAUGUAUGCAAAGCUACAGAACCAACAGUACUACCUGCAGCCAGCUGGUGUUUCUGGCUCCCAGGUUUAUGCGGGGCAACCUCAAAGCAGUGCCUACUUGGUGGCAGGGAGUGCACAGCUGGGCCAUGUUCCAGGCUACAACCUUCCUCCUGAACAGCUCUCUUCUCACAGCCAAGGCACAGGGACUCCAUCUGCCAGCUCAGUGCUGCCUGCUCAGCCUGUACAGACCUCUUACACAAAUGCCAUGGGUGGCUCCGUUGCUGGACACACUUACUCUAACCAGGCCUCAAUGUACAGUCCCCCGCCUGCUGCUGUUGAUGUUGCUGCUUAUCAGAAUGCUGGAACUAAUCUAUCCCAGGUGCCAAACUAUAGCUUAGCAUCUACAGCUCUGCCACAGACAGCAGGCAGCCAGCAAGCACCUCCACAACAACCACAGCCUCUGCCACCUCAGCAACCCCAGCAGAGUUACUCACAGAAGGCUCUGCUAUAG